Messenger RNA from Colletotrichum graminicola M1.001, 1569 nucleotides. Its product is annotated as cytochrome P450. The record is from RefSeq and is a predicted model, not a curated record. The transcript is spliced from 3 exons. Gene Ontology annotation, molecular function: monooxygenase activity; oxidoreductase activity, acting on paired donors, with incorporation or reduction of molecular oxygen; iron ion binding. Bases 1 to 1569 code for a protein of 522 amino acids. Lineage: Eukaryota; Fungi; Ascomycota; Sordariomycetes; Glomerellales; Glomerellaceae.
AUGGCUAUCAUAACAGUCAUCUUGGCUUUGAAGCAGAGGGUUCUCGAUCAUGCUUUGCAGUCGGUUGCCAUUUCGGUUCUUCUCGUAUCCAUUAUCUACAUCGUUGCAAACGAGUUCAUUCGCGCGAAUGCCAGGAUUGCUAAGCUCGAUGGUCCUCGAGGGAUGCCCCUCAUCGGUAAUCUCUGGGACAUCCGGUUCAAUGCAGCCGAACAAUACCGUAGAUGGGCCCAAGAGUUUGGAGGAGUUUACCAAAUACAGCUGGGAAAUGUCCCCAUAGUCGUUGUAAACACUUCUGCAGCGGCCAAGGUUCUUUUCGGGCGGCAUGCCCAGGCCCUCAGUUCGCGUCCAGAGUUCUACACUUUUCACAAGGUUCUUUCAGACACCGCCGGAACCACCAUUGGUACUUCUCCAUACAGCGAUUCCCUGAAGCGUCGCCGUAAGGGUGCUGCUUCGGCUUUGAACCGACCCUCUGUCUCGACAUAUGUACCUCAUCUUGACGUUGAAUCCAGAGACUUCAUUAAAGAAUUAUAUGAGUAUGGAAAGGCUGGACAGGACCCUGUUGAUCCAAUGCCAAUGAUUCAGCGCUUUUCACUAUCUUUGGCGUUGACGCUCAAUUGGGGGGUUCGCAUGAGCAGUCAGAAAGAUGGACUCUUCAAGGAGAUUACUCAUGUCGAGGAAGAAAUCAGCCGCUUCCGAUCCACCACUGGUAAUCUUCAAGACUAUAUCCCUUUACUUCGGCUCAACCCCGUCAACAUGCAGUCGGCUAAGGCACGCGAGAUGCGCAACAGACGUGACGCCUACCUCACGGCGUUGAACAGGAGUCUCGACGAGCGCAUGGCGAACGGCACCCACAAACCAUGCAUUCAGGCGAAUGUCAUCAUGGACAAAGAAGCAAAGCUCAACAAGGCGGAGCUGACCUCUAUUAGUCUGACUAUGCUUUCCGGCGGACUUGACACCCUCACUACACAGGUGGCUUGGUUUGUUGCCAUGCUAGCUCAGCGACCGGACAUUCAAGACAAGGCUGUUGUGGCCAUUCGAGAUUUCUACAGCGAGAAGCAGCCCAUGUGCAAUGCAAAAGACGACCGGGAGUGCAAGUACAUCGUGGCGUUGGUUAAAGAGUCGCUGAGAUAUUACACCGUUCUACGACUCGCCCUCCCUCGAGCGUCUGUACGCGAUGUUCCUUACGGACAGACGAUAAUCCCCAAGGGCUCUGUGAUAUUCCUUAAUGCAUGGGCUUGUAACAUGGACUCUGAGCUCUGGCCCGACCCCGAAGUCUUCCGUCCCGAACGUUGGCUGGAGCAGCCCGACGCGCCUUUGUUCACGUAUGGCAUUGGCUACCGCAUGUGCACCGGCUAUCUCCUGGCCAACCGAGAACUGUACAUUGUCUAUAUGAGGCUUCUCAACAGCUUCAAGAUUGAGAAGUACGACGACGUUGACCAUCUCCCCAUUUCUGGGAACGCCGAUGCCACAUCACUUGUGUCUAUGCCCAGGCCGUACCGAGCGAAGUUUUUGCCUCGAGAUAUCAACACUUUAUGUGAAGUUUUGUAUGACGGCAAUCAAAAGGCUUGA